UUUAUCCAAGAUGCUCAUCAAUCUCCUCUCCACCAAGCUCUAAAUAGUAAGAGCCAUCACUCCCCAAUUCCCUCUUAUUGUUAUCAUUUUCAAAAUUCCCUGGGCUUCAAUUUCAAUUUUUUAUUCCUCCUUCCUGUAUGCUGUGAUGGAUGUGGCUUGUCUGCAACAAGCAAAGUGUAUUCCGUUGCCGUUUCAUUCUUCCACUCGUCUGCCUAGGGUUUCGGUUUUGGUCCGUAAUAAUCGAAGAAAUGCCUCUUCAUACCCAGUCAAGAACUUGUGUUCCGCUUCGAAUUUCGAUACCCUUGUCGCCGCCGGGUCGAUUAGGGAGGAUAAGAAAUUGAAGGCGGGUAUUGGCAGUAAGAAAGAACAAGAAGAGCAGCAGUGGGACGUGAAAUCCUGGAUGCACCGCAAUGGCCUCCCUCCUUGUAAGAUUCUUCUUAAAGACGGGCCUUCUCACGUUCCCAACCAUCGUCCUAUUCACUACGUUGCUGCCAGUGAGGAUCUUCAGGCUGGGGAUAUUGCCUUUUCUGUUCCAAAUUCGUUGGUGGUGACACUGGAGAGAGUUUUGGGGAACGAGACUGUGGCGGAGCUUUUGACCACAAACAAAUUAUCUGAGUUAGCCUGCUUGGCGCUGUACCUAAUGUAUGAGAAGAAGCAAGGCAAGAAUUCAUUUUGGUAUCCAUACAUUAGAGAACUUGAUCGUCAGCGGGGAAGGGGGCAGUUAGCUGUGGAAUCACCACUUCUAUGGUCAAAGGCCGAACUAAAUUACCUUACAGGGAGUCCUACCAAGGGCGAAGUUCUGGAGAGGGCUGAAGGGAUCAAAAGAGAGUACAAUGAGCUUGACACUGUCUGGUUUAUGGCUGGAUCACUAUUUCAGCAAUACCCAUAUGAUAUACCGACAGAGGCUUUUCCUUUCGAGAUUUUCAAACAAGCUUUUGUUGCAGUUCAAUCCUGUGUUGUGCAUCUGCAGAAAGUCAGUUUAGCCCGGAGAUUUGCUUUGGUUCCUUUGGGACCUCCCUUGUUGUCAUACAGAAGCAACUGCAAGGCGAUGUUAACUGCUGUAGAUGAUGCUGUGCAACUUGUGGUUGACCGCCCAUAUGAGGCAGGGGACCCUAUUGUUGUCUGGUGUGGACCACAACCCAAUUCAAAAUUGCUCAUCAACUAUGGUUUUGUUGAUGAAGACAAUGCACAUGAUCGCUUGGUGGUUGAGGCAGCUUUGAAUAUUGAAGAUCCUCAGUAUCAAGACAAGAGACUGGCUGCUCAAAGGAAUGGAAAACUGUCGCUACAAACUUUUCAUGUGCAUGCUGGAAAGGAGAGAGAAGCUGUGCUAGAUAUGCUACCUUAUUUGAGAUUGGGAUAUGUUUCAGAUGCUUCAGAGAUGCAGUCUGUCCUAUCUUCUCAGGGUCCAAUAUGCCCGGUGAGUCCGUGUAUGGAGCGUGCAGUUCUGGACCAACUUGUUGAUUUUUUCAAAACAAGGCUGGCUGGUUACCCUACGACUCUCAUUGAGGAUGAGGCUUUGUUGGCAGAUUACAAUCUUGAUCCCAAAAAGAGAGUUGCUACACAGCUUGUCAGAUUGGAGAAGAGAAUUUUGGAUGCAUGUUUACAAGCUACAGUUGACAUGAUACAUGAGCUGCCAGAUCAUUCUGUAUCUCCAUGUCCAGCCCCUUAUGCUCCAAUUUUGAAAUGAUGGGUCUGACUCCAAGUGACUUUUUAUUCUGUCCGUGUCUCCUUUUGUGUGGUCAUCUUUUGUUAAAACAAGAAGAAUCAUUUCAGAUAGCAGCACUUUUCACAAGAGCUUAAUACAAGUUCUUGAGCCAGUUGGCUGACUAUGAGGUCAAUUAUUUGUAUUGGUAGGUUCGGUUAUAAUUGGAGAGCAUCAUCUUGGUUUUGGAAUCAUAGAUUUGGAAAUGGAUAGGUAGACUAGAUAACAGUGCCUCAUGAGUCAUGACAAGCGCGGAUGAUGUUGCUAGGGAAGUAAGGGACUCUGUGCUAGGGAAUCUGCCAUUAUAACAGGAGCCAGCUCAAUUUAGAAGCCCUGCAUUUAGUUUGUGCUGGACAUUGCGUUCCUUGCUCUUCACAUUACGCCUUACACGAGGUGUGCUGCUGUGAGAAUGCAGGUUAAACGCUGUUAAAAGAUCUUUGUAUAACAGUACCGCGCCAUGUAAAUGCUAGUAGUAACUUCGAUGAGAGUUGACCUUCUUGUUUCAAUUGUAACUAAAAUUUUUGACUCGGUUAUUCCUACUUGUGAUUACUAGCAAUGCAGACGGCCCAAUUUGCGCGCCUCA
Molecule: messenger RNA, 2285 nt
Organism: Coffea eugenioides
Lineage: Eukaryota; Viridiplantae; Streptophyta; Magnoliopsida; Gentianales; Rubiaceae
Product: histone-lysine N-methyltransferase setd3
Exons: 12
Coding region: 146-1687 (513 amino acids)
Biological process (GO): peptidyl-lysine monomethylation
Cellular component (GO): chloroplast stroma
Molecular function (GO): protein-lysine N-methyltransferase activity
Source: RefSeq, a predicted model, not a curated record